AUGAGUCGAUCGAAUGUUAAUCUAUUGGAUUUACCUGACGAGAUAUUACUUAUUAUAUUGAAAAAACUGAACAAUAUAGAUGUUCUUUAUUCAUUUAUCGACGUUAAUAAUGAACAUUUGAACAGUGUAGCACAAGAAAAAAUCUUCAGUGAUACUCUUAAUUUUGUAUCCAUCGAUAAUGUUUCUGCAAUUGAUCAAGAGAAACUUGAUCGAUUUUGCCAGGAUAUAUUACCAAAAAUUCAUGAAAAUGUCAAAUGUUUUAUUCUUGAACCAAUUUCAAUGGAAUAUAUUCUUCUUGCUGCUGAUUAUCGAAAUCUAACUGAACUUCAACUAUUUAAUUUCACGCAAGAAGUCGCUUUAAAUUAUUUUACAAAUGAAUCAUCUAUUCGAUAUAUCUUUCAAGAAAAAAUUACAAAUCUUAUUAUUGCAAAUAAUGAUAAACGCAAAUGGAAUGGAUCAUUGGAAAACUAUAGUAGAAAUGUAUAUGAACAGAUCUUGAAAUUCUUCAAAAAUUUAAAAUAUUUGAGUAUUAUUGAAACAUUCAAUCCUUUAUAUCCACCUUUAUCAUUGUGUGAUUUACCAUCAACUAUUUUUUUCUCUUCAACUCUUACUCAUUUAUGUAUCAAAGUACACACAUUAGAUGAUUGUCUUUAUUUACUUGAUGGUCGACUCAAACAAUUAACUACAUGUAUUAUUCGAAUAUCUGACAGAAGCAAGUCUUCAUCAAUCGUUCAUAAUAUGGAUGAUUUACCUAAUUUGAAAUGUUUUUCAUUGAAAUGUUAUCCUCGAAUUAAUAAUUAUGAUGAGAAAAUUCUACCUCUUCUUCAUCGUAUGAAAUAUCUGGAAACAUUAACUUUAUAUCUUCAUAUAAAAAAUCGAAAUAGAUUUAUCGAUAAUUCUCAUCUUCAAAAUGAAAUUCUUCUUUAUAUGCCAUGCCUUCAUUCAUUUACUUUUUAUAUUAGUACCUCUGAUGAUACUAAUGAUUUAUUUCGUUAUGUGCCUAGUCAAGAUAUUCAACGAAUUGCUACAAAUAGUGGACACGAACAAUGUAUGGCUAAUAUCAUAAAAUAUAAUAGUAAUCGUCAAGCUGUAUGUUCUAUAUUUUCACUUCCUUUUCUAUUUGAUUGUCUUCAAGAUAUUGGUAACAUAUUUCCAGAUACUGUAUUCAAAUAUGUUACGAAAUUGUGGAUAGUAGAUGUAAUGUCAUUCAAUCAUGAAUUCUUUAUUCGGAUUUCCCAAUCUUUUCCAUUACUGGAUAAACUUCAUGUUACAAGUUCUAAAUUACAGUUGUCGUAUAAUAUGGACGCAUUUUCAUCUGACAAUAGUCAAUCAUAUUCAAUCGUCAAAUAUCCUCAUCUUACUGCACUUCACGUGAUGAAUGCAAAUAUUGACAAUAUUGAAGAAUUUCUAAAUGAAACAAAAGCGUACGUACCAUGUCUAACUGUAUUAAUAAUUAAUUAUAAAGAUUUGAAACUUGUCACAAAAAACUUUACAAGAGAAGAAACACGACGCAAUUCUGAUGCUGAGUGUGAACGACAGACAUCUAUUUAUUCUCCCGUAUUCUAUUCAUCAUCGAACGGUUAUAAAAUGCGACUUCGUCUUUAUCUGGCUGGUGAUGGCAAUGCUAGGCGCACUCAUAUAUCUCUUUUCUUUGUACUCAUGCGUGGAGAGUACGAUGCUAUCCUUCAUUUUCCGUUCAGUUUCAAGGUAACAUUUAUUCUUCUGGACCAAACAUUUCAACAACGACAUAUUAUCGAUUCAUUUCGACCUGAUGUAAAGUCAAGUAGUUUUCAAAGGCCUCGUUCAGAUAUGAACAUUGCUUCUGGUAUACCUAAAUUUGUGCCUCUCACAAUAAUCCAACAAAAUAAUAAUCCAUAUAUUGUUGAUGAUACUAUGUUUAUCAAAGCCAUAAUUGAUUUUGGCGAUAUGCCGAAGCAAUUUUUACCAUACGCAUUAAAUCUCAAUCCAGGUUUUCCAAUUCUAACUCAACGAGAAUUGGUCAGACGAGAAAUUUCAAAGCGAGAACAAGAAAAAUUAUCAAUUACAAGUAAUACAUCAACGUCGAUUACAGAUGACAUGACAACCGACGACAAUCACAGUAAUAAUGAACAGAUGAUACAUUGA
This is a messenger RNA of Rotaria sp. Silwood2, 2124 nucleotides long. The record is from the annotation of a GenBank genome assembly. Lineage: Eukaryota; Metazoa; Rotifera; Eurotatoria; Philodinida; Philodinidae.